This is a messenger RNA of Amyelois transitella, 333 nucleotides long. RefSeq lists its product as uncharacterized. Lineage: Eukaryota; Metazoa; Arthropoda; Insecta; Lepidoptera; Pyralidae. The record is from RefSeq and is a predicted model, not a curated record. The transcript is spliced from 2 exons. Bases 1 to 333 code for a protein of 110 amino acids.
AUGAAAUACAUAUUUAAGCUUUCAGCAGAAGAAUCUAGAAGUAAGAGAGAUGUGGGAGGGACACUGAAUAUACAAACCAACCAUGCUCAGCCGAUACAUGCAGACGUGAAGCCUGAGGCAGUAGAUGUUACUGAGAAGGUGACUCCGCCGAAAGACGCCGUCUACGAAUUAAAGUCACUCAGAAAAUCUUUACCUCUGACUGACACCUUGGAACUCAUCAGAAGUAUAAGCCGAGUGACCACGUUGACAGUAUUACUCGUGUCAGCUAUAGUCGAGUUCUUCCCGCUGAUACAACAUCUGUAUUACAUCGGCCAUUUGUUCUUGUCGUCGUAA